Molecule: messenger RNA, 1335 nt
Organism: Penicillium paradoxum
Lineage: Eukaryota; Fungi; Ascomycota; Eurotiomycetes; Eurotiales; Aspergillaceae
Product: ankyrin repeat domain-containing protein
Exons: 2
Coding region: 1-1335 (444 amino acids)
Biological process (GO): RNA processing
Molecular function (GO): RNA binding; RNA nuclease activity; protein binding
Source: RefSeq, a predicted model, not a curated record
AUGUCUCUGGAUGUUGUUCCUAAUGAGAUUGUCAUCCUGAUUGCGAGUCAAUUGCCAGAAUUGAGAAGCAUCGUCCGAUUUAUGAUGACUCAUCGUCGAAUAUACAAUAUGCGACGCGAGAUCCUGUAUGCUCGGAUUGAAGAGCAGGAAAGACACCCCGUGUUUAUUGAGGCAUGUGGAUCUGGCAAUGCCAGUUUGGUCGCGGACUUGCUGCUUGUAGGAACAGAUGUCCGAGCGAAUAUAAUAAACCAGAAGCACAAUCCGUUAAACAUGGCUGCAGAAGGGGGACACAUCCAUAUCAUGAAACAGCUUCUUGUGCAUGACCCGAGCAUUAUUAACGAAAGGCCAGAGUGGGGAUACAUUGCUCUUCAUGGUGCUGUUGACAGAGGACAUAAGGAGCCUGUUAAAUUUCUUCUAGCUCAUCUGGGCUUUUAUCUACAGGAAGAGCGGCCCAUCACGCCUGGCGCCCGCACUCUUGUGAACCUGGCUCUUGAAGUGGCAGAUCAGGAACUUGUUCAAAUAUUACUUGAUAACAAGCGACUAGGGCAGCUGGACCAAGAGAGCCUUGCUGCAGCUGUGACCGGAGGCAAUGUAGAGCUGGUCAGGUUGUGUCUCAACGCCCCGCUGUAUACUGCCGCUUCAAUGUCAGACUUACUGCUCAAAGCUGCGCAAAAGGGAUAUUCAGACAUCUUCCAGCUCUUGCUCCAGACGGAUGGAGUGGAUCCUAACACGAAAGGGGGUGCUUUCGAUGCAACACCGCUUAUCAUUGCCGCACGUUAUGCAAAGGAAGCUAUCGUGAAGAUACUUCUUGCGAGGAACGAUGUUAAAAUUGAGGAGGUAGAUGAGCAGGGACGAACGGCAUUCUCUUAUGCCUCUGAGGCAAAUUGUGAAAUAAUGAAAAUGCUGCUGGGGGCUGGCGCAAUCAAUGUGGAUUCCCGGAGUGUCGACGGCCGAACACCGUUAUCCUUCGCUGCCGAAGCACGAAACGAAGCCACAGUCCGCUUUUUGCUCUCGUUUGAUGGAGUUUCUCCUGAUAGCAAAGAUGAGCGUGGCCAGACACCCUUGUUUUACGCCGCGAAAGCCGGCGUUGCAGGGGUGACUAAGAUGCUAUUAGCAACGGGUCGUGUGGACCCAGAGACUCGUAGUCGCAACGGCCGAACGCCACUUCUUCAUUGUGUGAUAGAGGAUAGGCUUGCAUCGUUUCACCGAGAGAUUCCUCCUGGAAGGAAACGGGCUAUCGAGUCAUUGUUGCUGGAACCUGACAUAUUCCUUGCCAAGUCCAUCCGAGAGGAAGACAUGGAAUUCGGGGAUACUAUAACGCCUCGGGAGUCAUGA